CUCUCUUCUCUUCUCACAGUCACCGCUGACACCUGCGACGCGUUUCGUUUGUGCUGCGCCAAAAAGAAGGCAAAGUCCAAUUUUUUGAAAAAGAGGUUACUGAUUUCAAGCCACUCGGGAACGAUAUACAUUUUUCUUUUUUCUCCGUCUAAAUGGAUCCCAGCAGCAGCAGUAGACCUGCGGUGGCAGCAGAUGAAGACGAAGCCGUCCGUUUUGCGCUCCUCAGAGCCGGAGUUCUGGGGUUAAUUUUUGUGUUUGCCACAUGUGGCAACCUUUUCUUCUUAGUCACCCUGUGUAAGAGGAGGAAGAGGAACUCGCGGACCCAGCUUUUCCUCUUGCACCUGUGUCUAGCGGAUCUGGUGGUGGCUUUCUUCCAAGUCUUGCCGCAGCUUUCCAUGGAAAUUACGCACAGGUUCCGCGGGACGGACUUCCUCUGCCGCCUCGUGAAGUACUUGCAGGUGGUCGGGAUGUUCGCCUCCGCCUACAUGAUUGUGGCCAUGGCCAUUGACCGCUACCACGCUGUUUGCAAGCCCAUGGUCUCCUUCCUGGAGGGCUCCUUCAGGAGGUACAUCUCCAUAGGCGCAGCGUGGCUCAUCUCCCUCGUCUUCAGCUCCCCGCAGCUCUUCAUCUUCUCCCUCCAGGAGGUGGAGGCGAACCUGUAUGACUGCUGGGCGACGUUCGUCGAGCCCUGGGGGAGCAGGAUCUACAUCAGCUGGAUCACUCUGGCAGUGUUCGCGCUGCCCGCGGUCAUCUUGUUGUUUUGCCAGAUGAGGAUAUGCACAACAAUCUACUUCAACAUGAAGAGGAAGGCUCUGCAGUCGGGGCGCGCAGGCACGAAGGGGGUCUCCAGUGCAAUGCUCAAGACGGUGAAAAUGACUUUUGUGAUUAUAAUGGCGUACACGGUGUGCUGGAGCCCCUUUUUUGUCGUGCAGCUGUGGUCGGCGUGGAGCCCGAGCAGCGCGCCUACGCAAGGUCCCAUAUUUUCAAUUAUCAUGCUGCUCGCCAGUCUCAACAGCUGCACAAACCCUUGGAUAUAUCUCUACUACAGCUGAGAAACCCCUCGCCCCCCCCCAAAAAAAAUUCUCAAUUGAACCUCAUAAGAAAACGAGAAAUAAUUAACAGGAUUUCUACAGGUUCCCACCUGUGAGGACUGAGGUGAAGCGAUCCUUUUUUUUGAAUCGCACGGAGAAGACUUUGAGGAAGAAAGGCACAUCUGUUUGUGUUCUCUGUUGGCGAAAAAUAUCCUCUCGCUCCUUUGUGCAAAAGAGAGAGGUGUAUAUUUAGCAGACUGCGGGGAAACCGUCAAAGUAACAGAACACAAAUAUAUUCAAACAGGCUUUAUCUUUUCAGAAGGCGCUGCAGUGACUGCAUGGAGGAUUGUCUCCUGCUGGACCAAGAUAAAACAGAAAUGAGCAAUCAGAGACAUAAACAUUCGGGGGUUUAUUCCUGUCGGUGUGUAGCUAUGGGUAAACAGGACAUGUGGAGGCUGGGAGUAGAAACUGGCAUGUUAAAAUUCAGUUUUCAGACAUAAAUGAAAAUAAAUUGUCGCGUCUAGACAGUUGACUUUGCAAAUGUAUUUUAAUUUCAGUUUUUCCCAGGUGAAGCAAGGUAUUUCUUACUUUUUUCAGUGUUUCAUACCAAAAUGAGGUCAAGUAAGCGCUUUCAGCUAGAAAACACCAUUCAGACUUUGACUGGGUCAAGACAAUACGCUAUUAAAUAAUUGAUAUUUUCAACAUCUUUCAUGAUUACUAGAAAACCUAAGAAAUAUUUCUGUGAGGAUUUUAGCCAGUUUGUAUGUUUUGCUAUGGUUGACCCCUAAAAGUAAGUGACAUCGCAUACAUUCUUAGCAUUAGCAUUAAACUGUGUUUACGUCAUCCCUGCAUAUAAAAACAGUGGAGGAACGUGAGCUUUGAAAGUUUUUGCUUUCA
This is a messenger RNA of Xiphophorus maculatus (southern platyfish), 1928 nucleotides long. RefSeq names its product arg8-vasotocin receptor-like (gene avpr2l). Lineage: Eukaryota; Metazoa; Chordata; Actinopteri; Cyprinodontiformes; Poeciliidae. Gene Ontology annotation, cellular component: membrane. The record is from RefSeq and is a predicted model, not a curated record. Gene Ontology annotation, biological process: regulation of systemic arterial blood pressure by vasopressin; G protein-coupled receptor signaling pathway; positive regulation of vasoconstriction. The coding region runs from base 153 to 1052 and encodes 299 amino acids. Gene Ontology annotation, molecular function: peptide binding; vasopressin receptor activity. The transcript has 2 exons.